AUGUCCUCCAUUGCAGACAUAAAAUUGAACCGAGUCGAUCUAGCAUUGGCUCGUCAUGACCCAAUUCAGCUAUCGGAUAAUCUUCAGCUAACAUUGAACCUGUACAAUGAGUUAACUAUAGUUGAACCAAGGUUCCCAUCUUAUCACAAUGCUAUUAUCAAGAAUCGACAUCGCACAGUAUUAAACAGUAAAGAGAUCUUCUCGACUGGGACUAUAUUGUAUCCGGAGGCAGUUAGCAACUUACCUGUGGGUCAAUUUAAAGAUGUUGUGUUUAAGGAUGGUGACGAGUUUUUUAAUAUAACUGCGCAAGAUCCGAUCAUUGUUGAACACCAAUGGACUCUGAUUAACCAAAAUACAAGAGACUCAAGUUUGGGAAUAUUGUUUAAUACAGGAGAGCUUUUAGUUUUGGUCCGAGAGAAUCAUAAUCAGACUUAUAAUUAUAAAGUCAAAAUUAAUGUGUUUGAGACGUUGGUAAAACUUUAUCUGAUUCCAUACUACCAAGGGAAAUGGUAUGUCAGCGCUCCCGAGUUUAAGCAUUUAAAGAUUAGGUACUUUACAUUUCACGACAAUCAAUUGGUAGUUGUUGAUAUGGCUAAUCGCAUCACGAUAUUCGAUUGUCAUAUGAAUGUGGUAAAACAAAUUGAUGUUGAGAGAGACAUUGCCAAACUUCGCUGGGAAAAGGAUACGUUUUUGGUUAUUGGGAAAGACAACUCGCUAUUGUUGGUUGAAGAUAAGGUUCGGGAGAUUUAUCCACCCCGGCGAGGGCAUUUCCAAAAAGUUGAAAUCGUGCAAUACAGGUCAAGAAGUUGUAUCAUUGCUGUGUUUAUGUCAAAAGUUGUCAUCUUUGAAAAUGGCAACAUACAUGAGUACAACACAGAUACAUGGUACACUUGUACAUCAGUUGUCACGGGAAGAGGUGAACUGCUAACUAUUAUUCUCGCUUAUGAAGACUCAACCAUCAUUACACUCUCAUUUGAUAGUAACAGAAUAUCAAAGAUAUCCAACGACUUGUCGUGGUUAUUGUUUACAGAUAAGACAUUGAACGGAUUUCAAAUGGCUUCAGAAGAUGCAACCGCAGAAGGAAGUAUUAUUCUACAUGGAGUUCAACCCAUUACUGAUAAAAUACUAGCGGUGGUGUACAAAGUCCUACCCAAAAAUGCUCUCCAUUUUCGAAUUCCUUCCGAAUUAAGCGUUAACUUGACAUUUAUACAUUUAGAGUCGUUUAUGGGAACGAUUAAAGAGCCGGUAGUCAAUACAUCAAUAGCUAAACUUGCGUGUUUUUAUCUUGAGGAUUUCUCAACAAUACCAGCCAUGAUUGAUGACCUAACUAUGUCCCAGCUGGAAAAGAUUGAUGUGUUUAUACCGCAACUUCAAGUAUUUGUCAAUGAACUAUUGCAGCCUCAAGAAAUACCUGCACCAAUGAUCAAAAGUGUUUUGGAACAGGAUUUGGUUGAUAAUUUUGUACAAAGUGAAACCGUUGCCAACAUUCAAUUCAAGUAUUGCUUAGCAACGUUACUCUUGACAGGGCUUGAGAGCUUUAAAUCAUCGGACAAUGAUAUGGCUAGUAGUCUAUACAAUCAGGUGAAACAGUUGCAAACUACCCUAGAGGAAAGCUUACGUAGGUAUAUCGCCACGUUGUUAUUUCAAAUAAACAAGGACAAAGUCGUGGAGAAUGAGGUGGAUAAAUUCUCGCUAAUUACACAAGGUCUGCAGUUCAGUCUCAGGCUCGAUGCAUUGGACAAGGCUGUACUUAAGGCGGGCGGUAAUCUUGUUGAAGAAUUUGAAAUUGGAUCUAGUGAUUUGCUGAUUAUUAUGACAAACAAUAUGAUUACUUCAACUUCUGGACAUUCUUGGACUCUUUGUGAUUUAACGCGACUUCCAAUCAUCGAUAGAAAAUCGAAAAUAGAUGAAUUGGGAGGUUUCAAGUACUUGUAUGGUGAUCAAAAUGCUCCUUUGGUUGAUGCAAUGAGACAUGUAAUUGACUAUUGUUUUAUCAGUGGAAAUAGAAUUUAUAUAGGUCAGUUUUGA
This is a messenger RNA of Lodderomyces margitis, 2028 nucleotides long. RefSeq lists its product as uncharacterized. Gene Ontology annotation, molecular function: protein binding. Lineage: Eukaryota; Fungi; Ascomycota; Pichiomycetes; Serinales; Debaryomycetaceae. The transcript has a single exon. The record is from RefSeq and is a predicted model, not a curated record. Bases 1 to 2028 code for a protein of 675 amino acids.